This is a messenger RNA of Drosophila bipectinata, 1426 nucleotides long. RefSeq lists its product as uncharacterized. NCBI's taxonomy places the organism in Eukaryota, Metazoa, Arthropoda, Insecta, Diptera, Drosophilidae. The record is from RefSeq and is a predicted model, not a curated record.
UCUUGGAACAUCAUUUUCCCCAAAAAUCUUUCUUUUUAAGUUAACCCUAGAGCUUUAGAAGAAAUCCCCAAAAGAGGCUUUAUCCCGAUUAGCAUUUGUAACAUUUUUUCAUUAUUUGGCCAAAGGCAGUGGAGUUGACAGCCGUUUGUUAUUGUUCCGUGGCGAUGUCGCCAUCUGUUCGCAGCUGUUUUUUCUUUGGCUUUCAUGUACAUCUCCGGGUUGUUUAUUAUUUGGUUGGUUGGGAAGCGGAACAAACCAUUAACAAAAUGUCUCUCCUGACGGACGCUCGAUGCUUUUUUGCCAGCAUUGCAUUUUCCAUUCUAUUGGAUCGAUGCGAUGGCCUUGGUGGUCUGAUCGGGAUUGCAAAUAUUCAGAAUCUGCCACCGGCCGAGGGUCAAAUCAGAAUCCUGCUUUUAACUCUACUGGGCAUUGGCUUUCUUAUGUUCCUCGGUUGUUUGGGAUGUAUCUGCUGCUUCUGCCGGAUGUCCCCAACCGCCUCGUCCAAGUCGGAUGGCCUCGAUGUCUAUGCCCCGCGCACCCAGAGCAUUGUGUGGCCCACUCUGCCCCAAGAAGCCGCCAGGGUUUUGGAUGUGAUGACCUUCCGACAUUCCCCCACACCCGGGUGUCCCUGUCGCACUUGUCGUUCGAACAGAAAUGCCUUCUGCAUGAAAAAUUGCGGUGCCAUCACUCAUGUCGCCAGGUGGCUGUUUUUGGUGGCAACCUCAAUCACCUGCCUCCAAUUGAUGAAAUCCGAUGACAACUUUACGGACUUUGACUGGCUGAACGAGACGCAGCUGUUGCAGCUGUACGAGUACGAGUACGAGAACGAGAGCGAAACUUUUGAGAAUUUCACGGAUUCUAGUGAGGAUUUGCCGGAGCUGUUGCAUAAUUUUAUUAUUGAGAAUAAUGCCACAGGCACAAGUGGCAACAAUAGCGACAGCAACAUCAAUAACAACAACCAAACCUCCAACAACAACAGCAGUAGCUCUGAACAAAAAGUCCUUUUGAAGGAAACACGAAAAAGUCACCACAUGUCACGGGUUUUGAUUAUGGCCCUGUUCCUACACAUUGCCCUUAUAGGAGCUGGCAUUACCAUCUACAGCUGUGUUUAUUGCAAAAUGCAGACCCUGAAGCUACGUAGAAGGUCAUUAGAGGCUCGACGACGCCUUCAACUAAUGAGGUUGCGAACGCAGCAUGUGCCCAAUAUCGGAGAAUGUCCUUGCCACGGCUGCAUUAUGGCCAGGGAAAUGUUGCAGGGCCUAAUCGUGCAACAAUGGCACGAACUGGUUGAAUGUUAAGCUUUAACAUCGAUACAUAAAAUACGAAACUAGAAAAUAUGAUUAUCGUAGAUCUUUUGAAGGAUGCGAACGCUAAAAUGGACACAUAAUACAAUCAGGAUGACAUACAACCACAAUCGCACAGUCAU